Messenger RNA from Fomitopsis serialis, 933 nucleotides. Its product is annotated as Rad51-domain-containing protein. The transcript is spliced from 7 exons. The record is from RefSeq and is a predicted model, not a curated record. Bases 1 to 933 code for a protein of 310 amino acids. Lineage: Eukaryota; Fungi; Basidiomycota; Agaricomycetes; Polyporales; Fomitopsidaceae. Gene Ontology annotation, molecular function: ATP-dependent DNA damage sensor activity; single-stranded DNA binding; ATP binding. Gene Ontology annotation, biological process: DNA strand invasion; reciprocal meiotic recombination; DNA recombinase assembly. Gene Ontology annotation, cellular component: condensed nuclear chromosome.
AUGUCUCAGUCGCAAGCAUCUCAGCAUGAAGAGGAAGAGGAGGUCCAGGCCUCGGGUCCUCUGCUCGUCCAGAAACUCCAGGAAGCGGGCAUCAACGCACAGGACAUCAAGAAACUCGCAGAGAACGGACUGCACACCGUCGAAGCUGUCGCAUACACCCCCAAGAAGAACCUCAUGCAGAUUAAAGGCAUAUCCGAACAGAAGGCAGACAAGAUAUUGUUAGAAGCACACAAGAUCAUACCGCUCGGAUUUCAAAGCGCCACGGAAGUUCACGCCCGCCGCUCCGAGCUUGUGCACAUCACGACUGGCUCCAAGAACCUCGACGCGCUCCUCGGCGGUGGCAUCGAGACGGGCGCCAUCACCGAGCUCUUUGGCGAGUUCCGUACUGGCAAAUGUUUGUACAUCGAUACAGAAGGGACAUUCCGUCCCGUUCGGCUGCUCGCCGUCGCUGAGCGCCUGGGGCUGAACGGCGAGGAGGUGCUAGACAAUGUCGCAUACGCGAGGGCAUACAAUGCGGACCAUCAACACUCGCUUCUUACAAAUGCGAGUGCGUUGAUGUCGGAGUCGAGGUUCUGCCUGUUGAUCGUCGACUCUUGCACUGCGCUCUACCGUACGGACUUCAACGGACGUGGCGAGCUGUCCGCUCGACAGGCGCACCUCGGGAAAUUCCUUCGCACGCUGCAACGGCUCGCGGACGAGUUUGGCAUCGCUGUUGUCAUGUCAAACCAAGUCAUGUCAACCCCGACGCUCUGCUGGUCCAAGCCUGUGGGAGGUAAUAUCCUGGCCCACGCAUCCACCACUCGUGUGCAACUUAAGAAAGGCCGCGGCCCGAACCGACAGGCUAAGAUCUAUGACUCGCCCUGCCUGCCCGAGUCAGAGACCACGUUCGCCAUCCUGCAGAGUGGUAUUGGCGACCCGGAGGAGGACAGCUAG